AUAAGAAACGAUCCUGAACUGUCCGAUGGGUUCAGGGCAACGGAAUCAAUGGCCAGGAUCGCGCCACCGCCCAAAACCUCCUCAGUCGCCGCCGUUGCCAUCCUUCUCCUCCUCACCACCGCCCUGCCGCCGCCGGCGGCCAGUUCCCUCUCCUACACGAACUACCGGAUCCUCCUCUCCCUCUCCCACUCGCUCGCCACCCGCGUGGCCAACCUCCGCCGGGCACGCGGGGACCUCGAUGGCUACGGCCGCGCCGCGGCCAUCGCCGACCGGCUGGAGCGGGUAAUGGGUCUGGGGUUCUGGCGAUUGAUGGGGUCUGUGGGGUGGGACUACGUGCGGAACUACUCUUGGGGGAGGGACCUGGAUUACUGGGAGCUGUACGAGGCUGUACCUGAGCUGAACGAGCUGCUUGGUCUGCUCGGCGAGUACUCCCGUGGGAGAACCGACGCGGAGAGGGCGGCGUGGGUCGGCCGGAAUUACGGAAGUGUCCUCAGGGCGUCGAAGUCAAUCGUCGGGAGGCUGCUCAGAGUCUUCAGUAAAGCGGGUCCGAUGAAGGAGGCGGUGGAGACUCUGCGGAGAGAGGUGGUGGAGGGCGAUUUCUUGAGGGACUGUCUCGAGUUGGGCACAGAUGACUUGAAAGGUUUGAUCCAAAUACUGAAGGACUUGGCUGUUCAAUACUACUCUUCACCUGAUGGCCAACUCAUUCUGCCGCCACUCGCUCUACAGCAUCAGCCUGCAGGUUUAGAAGGUUUAGUAUGAUUCAGUCUCAAAAUGGCAAGUUGACGAAAAUCUGGGACGAGGAAACGAUUAGGAACAUCAAACGUCCUUCCAUGCUCAAACUAAAUGGAUCUUGAAAGUCUGAAUCCAGGGGACUGUUAUAACAGAAGAACCAGAGACACAGAGGAGAAAUUAUUUGGUGACUUGUUGCGCUAAAUGGGUGAAUGAGCUUAUUAUUAUAGAGACAGUGGAUCAUGAAUUAAAAAAAUAUAUUAUUAUUUUGGUCCUUC
Molecule: messenger RNA, 1007 nt
Organism: Punica granatum (pomegranate)
Lineage: Eukaryota; Viridiplantae; Streptophyta; Magnoliopsida; Myrtales; Lythraceae
Source: RefSeq, a predicted model, not a curated record